This is a messenger RNA of Malurus melanocephalus (red-backed fairy wren), 2900 nucleotides long. It is a transcript of the gene WDR25, whose product is annotated as WD repeat domain 25. NCBI's taxonomy places the organism in Eukaryota, Metazoa, Chordata, Aves, Passeriformes, Maluridae. Gene Ontology annotation, molecular function: protein binding. The record is from RefSeq and is a predicted model, not a curated record. The transcript has 7 exons. Bases 283 to 1800 code for a protein of 505 amino acids.
ACCCUCCUCCCUUCCUUUCCAGUCACCAGCCCAAAAAGCGCUCUCCAAACCGCUCGCAGCGGCGGCAGAGGAGCUUCUGCGCGCUCAAGGAGCCGCGGCCCGACCUCUGCCCUUCCCACCACGCGGUGUCGGCACGGGGGCUACGGCAUGCGGAACUGCUUGAGUGGGGCGCCUUGUUUUCAGCCGGCGCAUUUUUAGAAGCGGCACGGCCGGCGGCCGGCAGAUCAUAAUUUUGGAGGAUUGCAGCACUGAGAUCUCUGGAGUCUGCUGUGUCUAGCCAUAAUGAGUUUGGUUGCUUAUGAAGAUUCAGACUCUGAGGCAGAAACUGCAAAUACUGAAGACUCCGAURCUUCUGGCAGACAAACAAACCAGCUGAGUUCUUCUGUGAGUUGCGUUCAGCACUUUGCACCUGGUAGUACAAAAUCUGCAUAUGAAAUACACCCUGCUGGGAGCACCGGCAGUUCUGGCAGGAGCACAGUUUGUGAAGAUCCCCCUGCUCAUUAUGCACUGAAUAACAGCACUGACUUGGCACCUCCUUCUUGUCAGAGGGUGUACUCUGGCCAUGCUGCAUUAUCUGUGGCUUACAAAAACUAUGAACAGGCUUCAAGCUCUUCCACAAAUUCUGGAAAUGGCAUUUCCCAGAAGAGRGCACAUAAAGACAGUACUACUGCCAUAAAAGGAAUUAGACCAUAUAUCCCUAAACGAUUGCGUCAAGAAAAUUCCAGUAAGCCUGAAAAAGAAGAAUCUGGCCAGAGAGGUAGCUCAGACUGUGAUGYUAAGUUAGGUGUAUUAGGAGAGCAAACUUCAAGAAAGAUCUCUGAAUUAAUUAAGCCAUAUUUGGGAUCUAAAUAUAAAGUAACUGAAGUUCCCAAAAGCUUGAUAUUUUACAUGUCUAAACACAGCRGCCCUGUUAAUGAAAUCCAGUGGUGUCCUGUACAGGAACAAAGUCACUUGCUUCUCUCUGCUUCUAUGGACAAAACAGUCAAGGUGUGGGAUGCUGUAGAUACAGGCUGCUGUUUAAAAACCUACUCCUGUCACUCCUGUGCUGUUCGAGCUGCCCGGUGGUCAUCCUGUGGAAGAAGGAUCCUCAGUGGGGGCUUUGAUUCCACACUGCAUUUAACAGAUGUAGAAACAGGGAAGCAGAUAUUUAGCAGCAAAACAGAAUUUAGGAUCAGUGCACUGAAGUUCCACCCUACAGAGUCAAAUGUUUUCAUUUGUGGAGGGUUCAGCCCUGAAGUUAAAGCAUGGGAUAUAAGGACUUCUAAGGUGUUAAGAGUGUACAAAGCUGCAGUACAACAGACUUUGGAUAUCCUCUUUCUCCCUGAAGGAAGAGAAUUUCUUACAAGCACGGAUGCAGUGAGCCGAGACUCGGCUGAUCGUACCAUCAUUGCAUGGGACUUCCAAAGUGCUGCAAAAAUCUCCAAUCAGAUUUUUCAUGAGCGUUACACUUGCCCAAGCCUSACCCUGCACCCAAAGGAGUCUGUGUUUGUUGCUCAGACCAACGGGAACUACAUGGCUUUGUUUUCUGCCCAGCGACCCUACAGAAUCAACAAAAAGAAAAGAUACGAAGGACACAAGGUGGAAGGAUUUGCUGUGGGCUGUGAAUUUUCUCCAGAUGGAACACUUUUGGUGACAGGAAGUUCAGAUGGCAAAGUGUUUUUCUACAAUUAUCAUACUUCAAGGAUCAUUCGCACUUUGUCUGCGCAUAAAGAAGCUUGUGUGAGUGCAAUCUUUCACCCAGUCUUGCCGUCGCUCCUUGCAACAUGUGACUGGGCUGGAGAAAUCAAGAUCUGGCAAUAACAAGCAGGGUUACUUUUCAGGAUGUCUCUCUCCUGUUAGUCUGUCAAAGGCUUAGGAAAUAAGCCAGAGUAUGGAAUGUGAAAUUCUGUUGGGAUGUGUUKUAAGCAGGAGAGAGACUGUUGUCUUUUCUUCCUUCUUUCUUUGUGGCCUCUACAUUUAUGCUGUUAAGGUGGUCUUGUGGUUAGCUGCUGAGCAAAGAAGUCCUACUCUCUCCCUCAGCCCUGAAGACAAAUUUUAACCCUUUUGUGUCAAUCUUCCAGUGCUUAUCUAGUCCCACUUUGCUUUGAGUAUCUAAAUUUAAGAAAAUUAUUGCUCUUUUAUGUAUCUUUUCAAUGCAGCUUUCUUAAACCAGGAUUUAUCAUAGAAUCAGAGAAUCAUUUAGGUUGGAAAAGACUUAAAAAUYGUUGAGUCUGAGCUUUAACCCAGUACUGCCAAGUCUACCACUAAACCAUGUCCCAUAGUGCCACAUCUACAAAUCUGUUAAAUAGCUCCAAGAAUGAUGACUCCACCACUACAGUCAUCGUACUGACRAAGUUUUUUCYAUUAUCCAAUCUAAACCUCCCCUGUCCCAACUUGAGACUGUUUCCUAUUAUUCUCUCCAUAAGCUGAGGACGUGCUAGUUAACAGAGGAUGACAUUCAAAUCAAUUAAUAUCUAUUCCAUCUUUCUGGGAUGUUUUAUCCCACUUGUUUGAGCUACUUUAGCUCCUGACCUGAUCACAGAAGGGCUAGAGAAGCAAUGAUGUAGCUCAAGGCAAAAAAGCUUCUAUGCACAGGAAGGGGGAAGAUCACAGAGCAGCUUCUGAUAAUGGAUAGUCUGUUAUCACCUCAACCUGCCAUAAAAUGCCUUCUGAGUGUUCCAGGGAAAGGUGUGGCAGAUAGCUUCAACCUAAUUUGAAGUCAAUACAUUUGUGUUUUUGAAAUCAUGAUGUUUAGACUUGAGUUUUAAACUUACUUUAUGACUGUAUAUAAACAAAAUGAAACUAUGUAUAAAUAUUUUUUAGGGAAAAAAUAAACUUUUUUUUUAGUACAUGAUAUCUGUGUUUAUUCUAUUAUUAAACUUUUUUGUUUAGUACAUGAUAUCUCUGUUUAUUCUAUUAUU